Salvia miltiorrhiza (redroot sage) is the source of this 1684-nucleotide messenger RNA. Its product is annotated as monooxygenase 2-like. The record is from RefSeq and is a predicted model, not a curated record. Bases 372 to 1601 code for a protein of 409 amino acids. Gene Ontology annotation, molecular function: FAD binding. The transcript has 6 exons. NCBI's taxonomy places the organism in Eukaryota, Viridiplantae, Streptophyta, Magnoliopsida, Lamiales, Lamiaceae.
AAAUCCUACAUCAAUUCAAUAUAUGGAUCACUUUAUGUCUAAAACCAUGCAUCACAUAUUCAGUACGUUCCAAUUAAUAAAAUUAUUUAUCUAUAAUAUUAAUUUGAAGAAUUGUUAAUGACCCUCCUUGUAAAAAAGAAAAAAGAAAAUAUCCAUUAGAUUAAAUAGAAGAUUGAUUUUAAGUUUAAAAAUUAUUCAUCACAUACCGCCCCAUACCGUGUUACCCAAUUCCGGUCAAUGCGAUAGCCAAUUUGCAUUCGUCUUCGAUCACGGCAUAAAUCAUCAUUCCCUAUAAAAACAGAGCGCAGAUUCAUCCAAAACUACAACUUCUCUUCUUCAUCACGCUCCGAUUCUCGGUAACGAAGACCCAAAUGGAAGCCACGAUCCACGAGCAAGAUAUUUUGAUAGUCGGAGGCGGCAUAGCUGGCCUCACCACAGCUCUCGGACUUCACAGGUUGGGGAUUCGGAGCUUGGUUUUGGAAGCGUCGGAUGGAUUGAGAACCACGGGGUUCGCCCUAACCAUGUGGACGAACGCGUGGAUAGCUCUAGAUGCAGUCGGAAUCGGCGACGCCAUGAGAGCCGAUUCUCUCCCGAUUCAAGGUUUCGAAGUCGGUAGCUUGGAUUCCACCUCUUCUAGUCCAGAGCAGGGCGUUGAGACAGAUUUCAAGCUAGGCAAGUUUGAGAGCAGAUGUGUGAGAAGGACAGACUUACUAGAGCUUCUAGAGAGAGAAUUGCCACAAGGGAGUGUGAGAUACUCUUCCAAGAUUGUUUGCAUUGAGGAAUCUGGUAACUUCAAAUUAGUGCAUCUUUCAGAUGGCUCUAUUUUCAGAACUAAGGUGUUGCUGGGAUGUGAUGGAGUGAACUCAAUGGUGGCGCAAUGGCUGGGGCUCAAGAGUCCGGUCAGCGCUGCGCGGGCAGCCAUCAGAGGCUAUGUGGUGUAUCCAGACGGCCACGGCUUCGAGCCCAAGUUGUAUGCCUACUUUGGUGGAGGUGUGCGCAUCGGCUUUGUACCUUGUGAUGGCAAGGGCAUAUACUGGUUCUGCACUUUCACUCCAUCACUUUUCAAAUAUGAUGAGAGCGAGCGUGAUCCCUCAAAAAUGAAGCAGUUUGUGAUCAGCAAAAUCGGCAGGGCUCGUAAACAUGUGAUGGAUGUGGUGGAGAGGACCGAGCUAGCCAACAUCUCGUCCGCGCAUCUGAAGUUUAGGUCGCCGUGGAACAUUUUGUUCGGAGACAUUGUGAGGAACGGAGUGUGUGUGGCCGGGGACGCCCUGCAUCCGAUGACCCCGGAUCUAGGUCAAGGUGGGUGCUCAGCUAUUGAGGACGCAGUGGUUCUUGCAAGGUGCCUGGGCGGAGCUCUGUCGGAGGAGGGAGACGAGGAGGAUUGCGCGAAGAUGGCAAAGGGGUUGGAGAGGUAUGGGAAGGAGAGGAGGUGGAGAAGCUUUAGCCUUGUGAGCACAGCAUAUGUUGUUGGUAAGUUGCAAGAGAGUGAUAACAAAGUGGUGAGCUUCUUUAGGAAGAUGUUUUUGUCUAAGUUUACCGUUGAGCCCUUUGUGAGAAUGGCUGAUUUUGAUUGUGGGAAGUUGGUUGUUGCUUCUAAUUAGGUUUGGACCAUGUUGCCAACUUUUGUUUGGCAUUAUAUAUAUAAGGUUGUGUUAUAAUAAAACCUUAGCUCUUAUCUUCGUGA